Molecule: messenger RNA, 1211 nt
Organism: Mytilus californianus (California mussel)
Lineage: Eukaryota; Metazoa; Mollusca; Bivalvia; Mytilida; Mytilidae
Exons: 3
Coding region: 124-1041 (305 amino acids)
Cellular component (GO): nucleus
Source: RefSeq, a predicted model, not a curated record
GCCCAGUUGUUCAAAAGAGUCGUUAGCCUUAACGAUGAUUAAGGCUAACGAGUCGUUAAAUCUUAACUAAGUCGCUAGCUAACAUUUGCGUUAAAAUGUGUUGUUCAAAAAAUUUUAACGACAAUGUUAACUAACACUGCGUUAAGAGUCGUUAAAUUUUUUUAUGUUAAAUUGUUACCCAUAAUGCACAGAAAAUCUUCACUUCCUGUUACCAAGAUGGCUGAAUUGUCAGCAAAGAAAUUGCCAAGGGACAGAAAAGCCAAUUUCACCUCCAUUGAGGCAAACUUGAUCAGUUCUCGAGUGACAAAUGAGUUGGAGUUGUUAAAAGGGGGAUUUUCAACAGAGGUGACAAACCAGAAGAAAAAUGAGGUCUGGAAACUCAUAACAGAGGAGGUCAAUGCUUUGGGUGUCUGCUUCAGGACUGAAGCAGAAGUUAGAAAUAAGUAUCGCAAUAUGUGCCGUGGUGCAAAGGAAAAAUUCACUAACUCCAGAAAGGAAAUGACCAAGACUGGAGGUGGACCACCACCCACACAGUUGAGCAUUGCUGAGGAAAACAUUGUGAAUGCAAUGAGGGAUAGUGCCUCAUUCAGUGGAGUUGAUGGCAUUGAGACAGAUAUAACUUGUAAUGAAGCAAAUCUUGCCACAAAUGGAAGCCAGUCUCCAUGCACAGCUACCCCCAGGCCUACAGCAGAAGAAUCUGUCUGGAUAAGAGCUUUAGACAGACACCACUCAAACUUGCAGAACAAUCAGCAGACCUGCCCAGUAGCUGAUGAUGCUGAAGGGACUGAUAGAAAUGCCACAUGUCCAGGUCCAAGUAGUUCAGCAUCUUCCCAGUCUAAAAGAUCUUCAAGUUCAUGCAGCAUACAGCCAACACCCAAGAAGAAGAAAACAGCUGAAGAUGUUUAUGCAUUACAAUGUGCAGUUCUUGAAAAAGAACUAGAGAAGAACAUACUUCAAAUAGAUCUCUUGAAAAAAUUGCUUGGCAAAUAUGACAAUUUAGAUUCUGAUGCCCUGGAACUACUGUCAGUUUUGGGGCAGUGAUUGUGAAAACAUUAGAAAACUUUUCAAGUUGUUUAAUAUUCUAUUUACUUUAAUGUUUGACUUGUUUUAAUUGCUUUUUCCAAAAUACCAUUUUUAUUACAAAAUCCAUUUAUUAAAAUACUGCAUAUAUUAUAUUGAUUUAUUUUCUAUUACAUGUACCACAUAUUGUA